CCUCCCUUCGCGUUGACGCGGCUUGGCCCGGCAGCGCUCCCACACCCUCACGCCCCAACCCGUCGCCUCCUCCACGCCCGGCCUGGAACAUGGCGGCCCUCAAACUCCUCUCCGCCUGGUCCCCGCUCUGCGCCUCCGCCCGCCUCACCGGGGGCGUCUGGUCCAAGGAAUGUGUUUGCUACUUUUCAACCAGCACGCGUCGCCACACCAAAUUCUAUACAGAUCCAGUGGAAGCUGUACAAGACAUCCCUGAUGGCGCAACAAUACUGGUUGGUGGUUUUGGGUUAUGUGGAAUUCCAGAGAAUCUUAUAGGAGCCUUGCUGAAGACUGGAGUGAAAGGCCUGACUGCAGUCAGCAACAAUGCAGGGGUUGACAACUUUGGGCUGGGCCUUUUGCUUCGAUCCAAGCAGAUAAAACGCAUGGUCUCUUCAUACGUGGGAGAAAAUGCAGAAUUUGAACGACAGUACUUAAGUGGUGAAUUAGAAGUAGAGCUGACACCUCAGGGCAAGCUUGCAGAGCGGAUUCGUGCAGGCGGGGCUGGAGUUCCCGCCUUUUACACCAGCACCGGGUACGGGACCCUAGUGCAACAAGGAGGGGCACCGAUCAAAUACAACAAGGAUGGCAGCAUUGCCAUUGCCAGUAAGCCGAGAGAGGUGAGAGAGUUUAAUGGUCAGCAUUUUAUUUUGGAGGAAGCAAUUACUGGAGAUUUUGCUUUGGUGAAAGCGUGGAAGGCAGACCAAGCAGGAAACGUGAUUUUCAGGAAAAGUGCAAGAAAUUUCAAUUUGCCAAUGUGCAAAGCUGCAGAGACCACAGUGGUAGAGGUUGAAGAAAUUGUGGAUAUUGGAUCAUUUGCCCCAGAAGACAUCCAUAUUCCUAAGAUCUAUGUACAUCGCCUCAUAAAAGGAGAAAAAUAUGAGAAAAGAAUUCAGCGUCUAUCAGUCCGGAAAGAGGAGGAUGUAAAAACCAAAUCUGGUAAACCUGGAGAUAAUGUGAGGGAGCGGAUUAUCAAGCGGGCAGCUCUUGAAUUUGAGGACGGCAUGUAUGCUAAUUUGGGCAUAGGAAUCCCACUUCUGGCCAGCAACUUUAUCAGCCCAAAUAUCACAGUUCAUCUGCAAAGUGAAAAUGGAAUCUUGGGUUUGGGUCCGUAUCCACUACAAAAUGAAGUUGAUGCAGAUCUAAUCAAUGCAGGCAAGGAAACAGUUACUGUUCUUCCAGGAGCCUCUUACUUCUCCAGCGAUGAAUCAUUUGCGAUGAUUAGAGGGGGACAUGUCAAUCUAACAAUGCUAGGAGCAAUGCAGGUUUCCAAGUAUGGUGACCUAGCUAACUGGAUGAUACCUGGGAAGAUGGUGAAAGGAAUGGGAGGGGCUAUGGAUCUAGUGUCCAGUGCGAAGACCAAAGUGGUGGUCACCAUGGAGCAUUCUGCAAAGGGAAAUGUACAUAAAAUCAUGGAGAAAUGUACAUUGCCACUGACUGGAAAGCAAUGUGUCAACCGCAUCAUUACUGAAAAGGCUGUGUUUGAUGUGGACAACAAAAAAGGACUGACUCUGAUUGAACUCUGGGAAGGCCUGACCGUGGAUGACAUAAAAAAGAGCACUGGGUGUGAUUUUGCAGUUUCACCAAAACUCAUGCCAAUGCAGCAGAUCACAACUUGAAAUGUGAAAUAGACAUUUGUCCUAGACUGUGUGUUUUUCAUUUUAAUCACAUAGGAUUUCAUUGAAAGGGUAUCAGUAAUCGUAAUUGUAUGUCUCAUGUAGUUUUUGACUAGUUUUCUUCAAGCAUUUUCCACUGUACCUAGCCAUAUAGACUUUGUUCUCUCAAGUGUGCUAUGACAUCUUAAUGAAAGGCAACAAAUAAAUAAAUAAAUAAAAAUUUAAAAGAAAAAAAAAA
This is a messenger RNA of Lutra lutra (Eurasian river otter), 1887 nucleotides long. Its product is annotated as succinyl-CoA:3-ketoacid coenzyme A transferase 1, mitochondrial-like. The coding region runs from base 90 to 1652 and encodes 520 amino acids. Lineage: Eukaryota; Metazoa; Chordata; Mammalia; Carnivora; Mustelidae. The transcript has a single exon. Gene Ontology annotation, cellular component: mitochondrion. Gene Ontology annotation, molecular function: succinyl-CoA:3-oxo-acid CoA-transferase activity. The record is from RefSeq and is a predicted model, not a curated record. Gene Ontology annotation, biological process: ketone body catabolic process.